Vitrella brassicaformis is the source of this 1711-nucleotide messenger RNA. The record is from the annotation of a GenBank genome assembly. Lineage: Eukaryota; Vitrellaceae.
CGUCAACUGUACUGGACUGAAAGAUGGAAACGACUUCCGCUUCUCAAGGCUUCCAAAGCAUCCUUUCGCACAAGAUCACCUGCAACUUCUCAUUCAUCAGGUGUGCAUCCCUUCUGGCGUCGACUGCAGCAGCUGAAGCAUGGUGGCGCCUCCACAGUCCCCGUCAGCCGCAUCCACUGUACGCCACACACACACGCACAAACAGCUGGCAUGACAUCGGUCAUUGACUCUUGUGCUUCGCUUGGCUGCUGCGUGUUUGUUUGUCAGGUGUGCUCUGUCAAUGAAACCCCGUCGAAGGCAUUGUCAUCGUCUGAGAGGGCGCGUGAGCUGCGCCGCGUGGCGAUGCAGCAGUGCCUCUCCCUCUCUCUGCUGAUGCUCUUCACCGUCUUCUUGUUAAUCGCGCUCGUUGGUGUCAUCUUCUAUGUCUUCGGACUGGGUGAGUGGGUGUGAACAGCCAGCCAGCAAAAGAUGGAGGGCGGCAGGGAUGCCCACCCAGUGCACUGCAUUCAUGUGUUUGUGGUUGAUGCGGUCGGUGUCUGUUGUAUGCAGUGCCGUCUUCGUAUGGUGGUACUGUCGAGUACCGAUAUGAUGUCGAGCCCGUUACCACCAACACAUGUACGCUCGCACACCACAGAGAGGAACACCAGGGUGCUUCAAUCAUGCCCUGUCUGAUGUCUGUCUGUGUGUCUGCAGAUGCCCCCCCUCCCACCAGCAGCAGCACCAAGAGUAGCAGCAACCCCACUUCUCUCAGCACCGAUGACGGAUCCGCACACACCACUCCAUCAGAGGACCCUUCAGCGUCACCAUCAGCAUCGGCUGCAGAGCUCGAGCCCCUCGCAGCAUCGCCGCCGUUCGAGCCGGGGCCCGUCCUCAUCGACCAGACGAACACUGACGCCACCGCAGACAGCAAGGGCUCGGACGAAAAGACACCUUCACCAGCACCAGCUGCUGCAGCUGCUGCGUCAGGGAAUGUCCGUCGCCUCCUACGCGGCGGCAGUGGUCGGUCACUGAUAGACGUGAAUGUGCUCCCCGGUGGCUCCCCAGCAGUGCCAGGGUAUCCACGUGGCGCGCAGUUCCCCUACGACUACCCGAGUGGCCUGGGGAUUGACGCGAGUGAGGGCACCUUCUACCACUGCGGGAGCGGAGAGGCGAUGGCCCGCAACUGUGAGCACAUAGCGGGGGAGUAUAAUAUCUGCAGAUGCUGGUAGACAUCCGUUCGUGUGGCCGGCGGGCGGGGGAGGGAGGGAGGGAGGGAGGGAGGUGGUCUCGGUUGUGUUUUGUAUGUGUCUAUAGAUGGAUGGGGUGGGCGAAUGAGUGGGGUGGGUCGAUGUGGAUAUGUUCUUUGAAGCGUUUCAUGUGUGUGUGGUGUGUGAGUUGGUUAUUUGUGGCAUGGCAUGCAUGUGUUGUUUCAUCCGUGGGGGCAUCGCAUCCCAGGGGUCGGCUCCUCCUUGCAUCUUUUGUUUGUCAAGUACGUUCGUGUGAGAGAGUGCGAGAAGGAGCUGUGCUCCGUUGGUGUGGUUUCUGUGAAUGUAUAAUAUGGAUAGCAACUAGCGAUGACUGUUGUGUAUGUAUGUAUGUGUCAAGGAGACGCACGCACUCUGCUGUGGCUGUCUCUCUGUGUGUGUCAAACUGUGUGUGGACGUCCGUCUGUGCCAGCUUGAACGGACUGGUCGGUAGAUAGAUGUGCUCUUAACCAACCCAUCUGUCAGGA